AGAAAAACUGCAGGCAAUCUCCUUGGCGAACUCAUUGAAGAUGCACAUGUCGAUGUCGACAAGGACGGGAAAUCCCCAGCAUGCAUAGCGGACUUGGAAGCGUUGCUAGACAUUCAUAUCGCAUGGCACAAACUUGUAGCGGAUUCUUUCGAAAACAGUUUGCCUAGCGUGGUCGGUGCCGCCUCCACGAGCGGAGGAGGUGGAUGUGUCAACGGCUUGAAGCCUGGGUUUACUCAUGCCAUAUGUGUGAGAAAAGGUAACCCGCAGGCGUCACCGCUGAAUGCUGCAUGCGGACAGUGGGUGUUGGAAGAUGAAAAGCAUGAGCAGGAAGUAGCUGGUUUAUCUGGCACAAUACCAUUAAAAACAUCGGAGAAUGAGAAUGUUGGGCAGUGUUGGCGCCCUCAAGCGGAGAUGUUGCUUCGGCGGAGAGACUUGGCCUUUGCAUCGACUCGACAAGCAAGUACUGGUAGCUUCGCUUCAACAUCCACGACGACCACAGAAAGUAGAAGUCGCUCCUCUACCGAACCCCGGGAGCUUCGUUUCAAGUUCAAAUACCCAUGCGGCUUGAAACAAGAGGACGUCAGAGUACGUUUGUGUGCCGAUGAAAGACUUAGUGUCACAGUUGCUUCUGGAGAUCUAGCUGCAGACGGAGGAGAGUCUUUUCACGAGUACAUCUAUAGGAGGGAGCACGGGCAACAAGGGGACCCUGCAUCGACGGCCUCAGCGAAGAACGGUUGUGCCAGCAGUUCGUGUCAGCAGGCUACGCUUUACGACAGGCAGCGGGCUUGGUCUCAGCAUGUGCUGCCAACUUUUUUGGUGCGUGGGGCUAAGCCUGGCGCAAUCCGCAGCAAUGCGCGGUGCAUGGGCACGGGAUGUACUCGACAAAUUCUCACUUGGCUUUGGGAGAACUUCGAUUUCGACACAAUUGUCGACCCGUUUUGCGGUGCGGGAACUGUCCUCGCUACUGCCGAGAGUGUGGGGUUCACGCGCACAGUAGGCGUCGAUAUCAGCAAGAAGCGACUGCGACAGGCAGAGCGACUAAAGCUGCGUGUGGAUUACCAUAAAGAAGGGGACGCUAAAAGGACUCGAGAUGAAAAACAGUUUCAAAUACAACAGCGGCCGGUCGCACCAGCCAUUGCUGAAGAGCCUGACGUUGAUGCAGCAGACACCGUUGAGAUAGGUGGCCACCCUAUUGUCAUCACCGACAAGCAUUCGUCAACCGUGGUAUUACACGAGCAGUUGCUCUGCCCUUUUCCCGAAAAACGAAUACAAUCUAAUGAGGCACCCUCAUCUCAAGAGCAUCUAGCUCUAGGGGGUAGCUAACCGCGAAGUUACUCAAAGGGACGAUCAAUCUUCCACAUCAAUCUUCCACUCUGUCGCACUUAUCUCUACUGGGGAUUUUACUGUAAUCUUCCCUGUUCUAAUUCUAUCGCAUUACGAUAUUGGCAACCCCACAAGAUUUUGGCAAACAAGCA
Amoebophrya sp. A25 is the source of this 1475-nucleotide messenger RNA. NCBI's taxonomy places the organism in Eukaryota, Dinophyceae, Syndiniales, Amoebophryaceae. The record is from the annotation of a GenBank genome assembly.